AUGGCUCAGCAAGAAGAACAAAAAAAAUUGAGAGAGUAUGCUAUGCCUAAGGUGGAUGGGAUUAGCUCAAGCAUUCAGAGACCAACAGUGCAGGCAAAUAAUUUUGAGAUCAAACCAUCCAUAAUUCAGAUGAUUCAGACAUCCGUUCAAUUUGGAGGUUUUCCAAAUGAUGAUCCCAACCAACACCUCAGUAAUUUUCUAGAGAUAUGUGACACUUUCAGGUUGAAUGGGGUGUCCGAUGAUGCAGUGAGAUUAAGGCUCUUUCCUUUCUCUCUUCGAGAUAAGGCUAAAAGUUGGUUGAGUUCGUUGCCACAGGGAUCCAUUACUACUUGGACUGAUUUGGCACAGAAAUUUUUGGCAAAAUUUUUCCCACCUGCAAAGACUGCAAAGAUGAGAAAUGACAUUACCUCAUUCAUGCAACAAGAUUCAGAGACUUUGUAUGAGGCUUGGGAGAGGUACAAGGAGCUAUUACGACGAUGUCCACAUCAUGGUAUUCCUGAUUGGUUACAAGUACAGACAUUUUAUAAUGGUUUAUUGGGACACACGAGAACAAUCAUAGAUGCUGUUGCAGGUGGAGCACUUAUGGAUAAGUCAUUUGAUGAUGCUUACACCUUACUUGAAGACAUGGCUGCCAAUAAUUAUCAAUGGAAUCCUGAUAGGACUCCUCAAAGAAGGACUGCAGGUGUCUAUGAAAUUGAUGCAAUAUCAGCCUUGACUGCUCAGGUACAUGCUUUAACUAAGCAGUUAGCUCAAAAUGGAAUUCAUACACCUCAAGAAAUUGUGGCAUCAUGUGAUUUAUGUGGAGGAAAUCAUCUCAGGGAGAGGUGUGGAUUGAACACGGAGUUUGCACAAUAUGUCGGCAAUUAUACCAGGCAACAAAAUAAUCCCAACUCGAAUUUCUAUAAUCCUGGUUGGAGAAAUCAUCCAAAUCUUUCAUGGAGCAACAAUCAGAAUGUUCAACAGCCUAUUCAAAGGCCGAAUAAUGGUCCUUCAGGAUUCCAUAACAAUCCAGUGCAAGACAAGGUUAAAUCAGUCGAGGAGUCUUUGAAUAAGUUCAUGGAGCAAAUUGCAAAUCUUUUUCAGAAUCAAUCUGUGCAAAUUCAGAGUCAAGGAAUUGCAAUAAAAAAUAUAGAGAAUCAAUUGGGCCAACUGGCAAAUUCCAUGAAUUUUCGACCACAAGGUGCCUUACCGAGCAACACUGAGCAAAACCCAAAGCGAGAGGACAAAGAAUAA
This is a messenger RNA of Diospyros lotus (date-plum), 1233 nucleotides long. RefSeq lists its product as uncharacterized. The coding region runs from base 1 to 1233 and encodes 410 amino acids. The transcript has a single exon. The record is from RefSeq and is a predicted model, not a curated record. Lineage: Eukaryota; Viridiplantae; Streptophyta; Magnoliopsida; Ericales; Ebenaceae.